Messenger RNA from Penicillium coprophilum, 252 nucleotides. RefSeq lists its product as uncharacterized. NCBI's taxonomy places the organism in Eukaryota, Fungi, Ascomycota, Eurotiomycetes, Eurotiales, Aspergillaceae. The record is from RefSeq and is a predicted model, not a curated record. Bases 1 to 252 code for a protein of 83 amino acids. The transcript has 2 exons.
AUGUCUUCCCAAAAGCAACAGAAAAGCCCCAAUCUAGUAAGAAGCUUGGGGCUCACUCCAAGCCAGACAGAGCACCUCUUGAUGGGAUAUUUGUGCAUGAAGAAAUCAAAGCUUGAUUGGAAGAAGCUCGCGGAGUUCAGCAAUGUCACGCCUGAUUCUGCUAGAACUACCUUCACUAAGGCUCGACGCACCCUUGAGAAAUGGGAGGAAAAGAGGACUGCUGGAGCAGUUACCAAGGAAGCCGAAGAAUAG